Messenger RNA from Vicia villosa (hairy vetch), 1608 nucleotides. RefSeq lists its product as uncharacterized. NCBI's taxonomy places the organism in Eukaryota, Viridiplantae, Streptophyta, Magnoliopsida, Fabales, Fabaceae. The record is from RefSeq and is a predicted model, not a curated record. The transcript has 3 exons. Bases 1 to 1608 code for a protein of 535 amino acids.
AUGGACCAACAAACUACUUCAAAUCCACUUGCGAAGGCUGCUAUUGCCAGACGUCUGAGAAGAUUUAUUUUGGCUCAGCGGAGAGCCUCACGUCGUCAUAAUCUCCCGCGUACACCUUCUGCCAUGCAAAAUCCAAAUACAUCCUCCAUCCAACACGAAUCCUAUUCUACACAUGGUAGUUGUUCCAUGGGUGGAAACCUGCGCUCAAAUGGAACACCUAUUUCUACUCAUUGCCAAUCCUUGCAGUAUUCCACUGCUCAUGCAAUGGCAAGGAAGAGGAGGAGGAUCAUAUUGUCUAACAGGAGGAAUGGCCUACAUCAUCCAAACAAAGAAAAUAUUCUGUUGGGCGGAAAGGAUAAUCCUUCCACCACUGUGACACCAACUUCAUGUAAUCCACGGCCUCUACCCGAAAACCGAUCUACACUGACUAACACAGCCCCUUCCAAUAGGCAUCUACGAGGUGGAGCACCCCUAAAAAGGGCCAGGCUUAAUCUUCAUGCUACCACUAAUCUACUUGCAGACUUUAACGAAGCAGUUCUUCAGGAUCGUAACACUGACGUGCCAUCUAUGUCUAAUGCACGUGUAAACGCUGUUACACAAAAUGCUAACACUGCAACUCAUGCAACAGAUGAGGCAAACUCUAGCUCCGAAGAUGAUAACAACUUGGGUGAAAAUUCGGAUGAUGAUUACGACGGAGUCGAUAAUGAACCGUGCGUGGAUGCCCAUCUGGAACAAUACUCUGACAUAGGAGAUCGAGUCUGGGAAUGUCAAUUUUGUCAUGCCUCUAUGUGGUAUCAGGAGCGGAAGGAAAAAUCACGACAUACAACUGUUCCUAAAUUCCCAAAGUGUUGUAGGAGCGGAAAAGUUGUACUACCGUUACUAACAAAUCCCCCGCCCCUGCUGCAACACCUUCUACAUAGCGGUACCAGUUCAGAGAGCAAAAACUACCAAAGCAACCUACGUAUUUACAACGCCAUGUUUUCCUUCACGUCUCCGGAAAUGAAAUUCGACAAAACCGUUGCUGAUGGGAGAGGGCCGCCUACAUUGCGCCUGCAUGGUCAAACAUGUCACCGAAUAGGGACGUUGAUACCGGCAAAUGGUCAGACACCUCAGUAUGCUCAGCUUUAUAUUUUUGACACUGACAAUGAAAUAGAUAACAGGAUCAAGUGUUUCAGUGACAGUGAUGUGGUGAAUAGGGAUGUUGUUGGUAAGUUGAAGGAUAUGUUGGACGACUGCAAUCCACAUGCAAAGGUAUUUCGAAUGGCGAGGGAUCUUUUGAGGGGCAACCCUUACUUAGACUUGAAGAUACGAUUAAUCAGUGAUCGUCCCCAGGAUGGCCGUGUCUACAACACACCAACGACAUCAGAAGUUGCUGCUCUUAUUGUUGGAGAUAUUGAUCCUGAUACAACGCGAGACAUCAUCAUCCACGCCCGCAAUGGCCAUUUGCAACAAAUUACCGAAUUUCAUCCUGCUUACUUAGCAUACCAAUACCCUCUCAUCUUUGUUUAUGGAGAGGAUGGAUACAGGAAAAAUAUACUACACAACUAUGAACAUGAGCAUGAGGUUAGGAGCAUUAAUUUGAACAUGCAAGUGGUGAUAUUAACAUGA